This is a messenger RNA of Zea mays, 1300 nucleotides long. RefSeq names its product harpin-induced protein. The record is from RefSeq and is marked validated. Bases 174 to 983 code for a protein of 269 amino acids. Gene Ontology annotation, cellular component: plasma membrane. Lineage: Eukaryota; Viridiplantae; Streptophyta; Magnoliopsida; Poales; Poaceae. Gene Ontology annotation, biological process: defense response to other organism. The transcript has a single exon.
AGGCUCAAUCGAUCAGACUCCUUUUAACUCCACCACUCCAUUGUCCAUUCCCUGGCUGCCUCUCGUUGCUGUUGUUGUUGCUGCUCUUCUCUAGCUUGCUUUCCCCCAAUAGGCCUCUCUGCACUCUUGAGCUUCUUUGCCUUGUUGAACUUGGUAGCUGUGGCGUUGCCGAAAUGGGCGCUCCCUACCACCUCCAAUCACCAAGAACCAUCAUAACCAAGGUAAUGAGCAUGAAGCAGCUGCCACCGGCCCUGCCACAGCUGCCGCCGCCGCCGGUGGAUCAGUCCGAGGUGACCGAGCAGACACCGGUGCUGCCACGGUCGCAGCCGGUGGAUCCACCCACGAUAACCAGGCAGCCACAGGCGCCCCGGCAGCCAGCGCGGGCGCCUUCCAAGGUAAUCCUGCAACCGCGCCAGCGGACCUCGCCGGCGAUGUGGUGCGCGGCCAUCGCUUGCUUCGCCUUCAGCAUCCUCCUCAUCGUCGCAGGCGUCGUCACCCUGGUCGUCUUCCUGGCGGUGAAGCCGAGGCCGCCGUCCUUCGACGCCGCUAACGCCAUCCUCAACAGCGUCUACGUGGACUCGCCGGCCCCCUACUUCAACAACGACAUGACGCUCGUUGCCAACAUCUCCAACCCCAACAGGGAGAUCGACUUGGUGUUCCGGUCCGCCACUGUCGAGCUCUUCUUCCAGGACAGGCCCAUGGCCGUGCAGGCGCUGCCUCCGUUCGCGCAGCGGCGAGGCCAGUCCCAGCUCCUGAACAUGCACCUGCUCUCCAGCCGGGUCCUGCUGCCGCCCCAGGUGGCGGUAAAGAUGGUGGACCAGGUGAGGAGCAACAGGGUGGUGUACACAAUCAGAGGCGCCUUCAAAGUGGAGGCCAGGUUCAGGUUCGGCCACUACUCGUACUGGAUGUACACGGUCUGUCAGCUGGAACUCACUGCCCCUCCUUCUGGAGUUCUUGUUGCCCGGAGAUGCACAACAAAAUGACUGGCUCUAGAAAAAUUCCCCUCGUUUUCUUUUGUUAUUAUAUAUAAAAUCUUAGCUAUUUUUUAUACUGAUGAUGGAAAUGGCCCGAGAACAGCGGAACAUACCUAUUGUUGAUUCAUGUGAAUUCGAAGUUGGUUCUUCAGCUUUGUCGAUCUCUUGGCUGCUCAGUUGUUGCUGCGUCCUAGUGGCUAGCUGCAACACACAGUAGGUCAGUAGCUUAGAUCGUAAGCAACCUGAACAGAGUUCAACAAAGUGUGUAAUGUACAGCAUAGAACUCUUUGCUUGAGUGUAAGCGGUACAGUGGAUUUUUUUUCUCG